Rhipicephalus sanguineus (brown dog tick) is the source of this 662-nucleotide messenger RNA. RefSeq lists its product as uncharacterized. Bases 49 to 492 code for a protein of 147 amino acids. The record is from RefSeq and is a predicted model, not a curated record. The transcript is spliced from 7 exons. NCBI's taxonomy places the organism in Eukaryota, Metazoa, Arthropoda, Arachnida, Ixodida, Ixodidae.
AGUUGUUACGCACUGACGCCUUUCUUUCUGCUUGGAACAGUUUGCAGCAUGGGGCGCUUCGUUCACACCGUCUCGUUCUUGCUGUUGCUUGUAAUAUGCCUGGAAUUGACAAUCGGGUCAAUUUUGUACUGUGGUCCACCCAACCAUCAGCUAAGGAAACAUGCCGUGAAGAAGGCGCGCGUGUCAGGGCGUGUUCGAGAGUUAAUGAAGAAGUAUGAACGUUGCUUGCGCUCCGAUUCUACAAGAAUGCUGAUUCAGAAGUACGGAUUCAACUACAACAUCUCGGCAUGCAAUGGUGACCUGAGCCCUGAUGAGAUCUGCAAUAACCCCGAUCGAGUUGCUGAGUUCUACGAUUGCUAUUUCAAGCAGCAUUACCAAAUCUUCCGCAACGCUAAUGCCACAGCUGAAGAGCAGAUGAAGAUGCAGACUUUUUGGAAAUGCAUGAAGGAUGCUUUCAAAGGUUUUCAACACGCUGUAAUGAGGAAGCGUUAGUUAGUUACAGCCAACUGAGGCACGGUGGAACAAACCAACCAGGCUGAAUUCGUCAUAUGCGGAUCAAGACAACGCUGUUCAGUGACCGUCUUUCGCGUAUUGAAUAAAAGUGGACAGUGGAUAGCCUCCAUUGUGCGAGCCUAAAGAACGCUAAGAUAAACAGCCGUAAC